AUGGUCAACUCAACAAGUCAGGCUCUCCUUCCAGCCGAUCAGGCCAGAAACAUGGUCUUCGACAAGAUCUUGCACAAGGACUCGUCGACAUCUCAGGGUGGUCUUCGUGCUAUGAUCAACAAAGACAACGAAGCACACAAGGCGGCCGUCGUUGAGUACUUCCAACACUGGGAUGACAAAAAGGCCGAAGAUGAGACUGAAGCAGUUCGCCAAUCUCGAGUGAUUGAUUAUGCAAGCUUGACCAGACAAUACUACAACCUGGCGACCGAUCUUUAUGAAUAUGGCUGGGGCGAAGCAUUCCACUUCUGUAGAUUUGCCUACGGAGAGGCUUUCAGGGCAGCCGUGAACCGACAUGAGCAUUUUCUGGCAAGCAAUAUUGGCAUCAAGCCUGGAAUGCGAGUACUAGAUGUUGGUUGCGGUGUUGGCGGACCAGCACGAGAAAUUGUCAAGUUUACAGGAUGCCACGUCACCGGCUUGAACAUUAACUCCUACCAAAUCAGCCGGGCCAACCAAUAUGCUGUUAAAGAAGGACUUACACACAAGCUAGAUUUCGUCCAGGGAGAUUUCAUGAACAUGCCGUUCCCCGACAACUCGUUCGAUGCCGUAUACGCAAUCGAGGCUACCGUCCACGCGCCAUCGCUAGAGAGUGUCUACAGAGAAAUCUUCCGUGUCCUCAAGCCAGGAGGUGUCUUUGGAGUCUACGAAUGGCUCAUGACAGAUGCUUACAACAACGAUGACUUGACCCAUCGCCGAAUCCGACUCGACAUUGAGCAAGGCGACGGAAUUGCUCAGAUGCUCAAAGUCGAAGACGGUCUCGCCGCCAUCCAAGCCGCAGGUUUCACUCUUGAAACCCACUACGACCUUGCCGAGGAGGACAGCAACGAUACAAGUGUCGCUCCGUGGUAUUGGCCUCUGGGCACUGAUCUUCGCUAUGCGCAGACAUUUAUGGAUGUGCUGAUGGUCCUGAGGAUGAACCGUUUCGGCAGAGAAGUUUCUCAUGCUUUCAUCUCGCUUCUAGAGCUGCUGCAGAUUGCUCCGGCUGGUACCAGGAAGACGGCCCAGAGCCUUGGAAAGGCGGCCGAUGCAUUGGUUGAGGGAGGAAAAAAGAAGUUGUUUACGCCGAUGUACUUCAUGGUUGGCCGUAAGCCUGAAUUUUGA
Messenger RNA from Trichoderma virens Gv29-8, 1158 nucleotides. RefSeq lists its product as uncharacterized. Gene Ontology annotation, cellular component: endoplasmic reticulum. Gene Ontology annotation, biological process: ergosterol biosynthetic process. Lineage: Eukaryota; Fungi; Ascomycota; Sordariomycetes; Hypocreales; Hypocreaceae. The record is from RefSeq and is a predicted model, not a curated record. Gene Ontology annotation, molecular function: sterol 24-C-methyltransferase activity. Bases 1 to 1158 code for a protein of 385 amino acids. The transcript has 3 exons.